UCGGCCUUCUCCUGCUUGAGUUUUCUGACUAUUUCGCCCUGAUUUUUGAUCGCUUCUUUCACGUCUGCCAUGUCGCCAAGACCGGAUUUGGGGGCAGCCAUAUUGUACCGCAAUGCGUCAUGGGAAAGGUCAAUGAACUUGUGCAAGUCCAGCUGAGUGAUCCUGGAUGACCUGUGAGAGAGUUGAGCUGCACAUCAUUUGACAGCAGCCAUGUUCUACAGCAGCACUCAGAGGAAAUUCUGGACGUUCAGCAGUGAAGAUGAGCUAAGGAAACUGAGAUGCCAGGCCAACCAAGACAUCCGACAGAAACAUGAAGCCAGCGGCAAGGACUGUAGCAAGCUCUUAACUCCUGACGAAGAGCUGAUGGUCUGUCAGUAUUAUCACAACAGACUGAGGGAAUUCUGUGUGAAGUUUCAGCCCCCCAUGCCUAAGUCUGUCAUGGCUAGUGCUAGUUCUUACUUCAAGCGGGUCUACCUUCAGAACUCGGUCAUGGAGCAUCACCCUAAGAUAAUAAUGCUAACCUGCGUGUACAUGGCCUGUAAGGUUGAGGAGUUUAAUGUCUCCAUUAUGCAGUUUGUGGGAAACAUUCGCGCCCGGUCGGAGGAGCGAGAGAGGGCCGUGGAUAUCAUCCUGAAUAACGAGUUACAGCUCCUACAGCUCCUGAACUUUCACCUUACCGUGCACAAUCCCAUCAGGCCGCUGGAGGGCCUCCUCAUUGACAUGAAGACCAGGCACCGUUCGGCGGAGGAGGUGGAAACUCUGCGCCGCUGGGCCGAGGAGUAUCUCGACAAGUCGUUCUUGUCGGACGCUUGCCUCCUGUUCCCGCCUUCGCAGGUGGCGCUGGCUGCACUGUGGCAUUCUGGGAACACUGUCGGGAUGGAUGUGCUGUCGUACGUCCACCACUGUCUGGGCAAGAACGGUGACGGCGCCGACCAAACUCUGCUGAUGAACCAAAUCAAAAAGGUGCAAGAAGUAGUGGGGAAUGUUCCACAGCUAGACGCAAGCCUUGUGGAGGAAGCGAAAGCUAAACUAGCUGCUGUGGGUAGCCUUGAGGUAACGCACGACAGCCAGGGCACAAAAAGGAAACAGGGUACAGAACAGCAGGGAAAACAAGCAGGGAAAAAGAAGGCUAAACAGGCCAAGUCAGCACAAGAGGAUGGAGGACUACUGAGUCUGUCAUCUCUGGAGUAGAAGACUUUGUUACAGCAUGGAGUGUUAAUAGAAAAAGUCAAUACAUUUUGCUCAAGGAAUAGAUUACAAAGCAGGCAAAUCUGUUCUUUAUAGAAUUUAUCUAAUCAUUAGGUCAUGGUGAUUUGAUUGUUUGGCUGAUAUCUGCACCUGCAUCAAUUUCCAGCCUUUUCCCAAGAAAGGUUUGACCAUACUGUAAAUCGUACAAAGUGGCCUCAAUAUGAGCAAAUAUAUGUAGUAAAUUGCCAAAAGGAAAAUUGAAAAAUGGGCACUAAUGUCAUAAAAUGACCAGGUCAGUCCAAAAGUCAAAGAAGAUGUGAGAAAAAAACAAAAACUAUUAUUCAGUAGACCAUAUAUACUCUGUGUUUUCAGUCAUUUGUUCUUGGACCCUUUGACCAUAAAUUAGACUUGAUGUCAUUCAUGUUAUCAAAUCAAUGUGGCCCAAAUGGAGAUGUUACUUGAGGUUUGUUAACUGUCAGGCUCUAAGAAAUCUUUCUGACAUCAAUACCUGUUGUACAGUGAUGCUCUGGCGGAGUCAGACUCUGUUAACAGUAUAUAUACAUUCCAGUGUAAGAUCUAUCACUAUAUUAAUGCAGAGGAAGCAAUAAAAGUGAUUUUGAAUGGAAGCCA
Branchiostoma floridae (Florida lancelet) is the source of this 1818-nucleotide messenger RNA. RefSeq names its product cyclin-H-like. NCBI's taxonomy places the organism in Eukaryota, Metazoa, Chordata, Leptocardii, Amphioxiformes, Branchiostomatidae. Gene Ontology annotation, molecular function: cyclin-dependent protein serine/threonine kinase regulator activity. Gene Ontology annotation, cellular component: nucleus; transcription factor TFIIK complex. The transcript has 2 exons. The record is from RefSeq and is a predicted model, not a curated record. The coding region runs from base 211 to 1191 and encodes 326 amino acids. Gene Ontology annotation, biological process: regulation of transcription by RNA polymerase II; regulation of cyclin-dependent protein serine/threonine kinase activity; DNA-templated transcription.